Thermothelomyces thermophilus ATCC 42464 is the source of this 1823-nucleotide messenger RNA. RefSeq lists its product as uncharacterized. The record is from RefSeq and is a predicted model, not a curated record. The transcript is spliced from 4 exons. The coding region runs from base 240 to 1823 and encodes 527 amino acids. NCBI's taxonomy places the organism in Eukaryota, Fungi, Ascomycota, Sordariomycetes, Sordariales, Chaetomiaceae.
CCCCCCUCUCCCUUGAUUUCCAUCAGUUAACGGGUGUCCCAACCCAAUGUAUUCUUUUUUUGGCCCGAUCAGUCGAUCUGAUCCACAGGCUCGGUUUCUUAUGAUGGCAGCUGUGGUGGUCGCGCGGGAAUCCCCGCGUUUUAUCCACGUCUUCUCUCUCUCUUGUCUCCUGUUUUGACAUUCGCAUACACAAACCUCAUCAUCCUUUCUUCUUUCGGAACCGUUUGCAAUCCGGGUAUAUGUCGAGAGAGACAGACUGCUCAGAGCGGGCCUUAGAGAACUUCUGUGGUUCCUGUUCGCGUGCAGGUUGCUCCCAUGGCCAUCACCGCGCCCCCAACAGGCCGGAGAUGCUGAAUCGCUCCCAGAAUGCAUUUGCGAUGCCCUCCCAAGACCGUCCAGGCUUGAAUAAGCGUACUCUUCAUCGUCAGCCGAGGUUGUCGCCCCCGGGCCGGCAACGGGAGUCUCGGUUGGCCACUCAGAGCACGGAUGAUGCGGAGAUCACCCGUUCUGAGAAGACAGCGAGACACAGUGAUAUACCCAGGGCGCUGGUGGAUGUGCAUCAUGACGUGCGCAAGAGGACUGUGAUCGCGCCGUCCGAAGAUGCCAGAGUGGCGACCCGACUCGCAACCCCACCCCUUGCACCACACCGAUUUGGUGAUUGGGAACCAACGGCAUUGACUGCACGCGGCCGCCAGAGCUUGGAAUGGGAAACGGAGACGCUGCUGGACCCAAACGGUACCGGUCCGGACGGCAUGGCAUCGUAUCCCUGCCCCUAUAGAAAGCGGAAUCCGGCGAGAUUCAACAUCCGCGACCACGAGGACUGUGCCCGAUCCCCCUUCGAUUCCAUUCGAGCGCUGAAACAGCACAUCAUCCACUAUCACCAAAGGAAACCUGCUCUCCGUCAAUGCCGGCGAUGCAAGGAGCGAUUCGGGGCGGAGGCCGAGCUCGAAGAACACCUGCUGUUGCCCAAGGACCGGAUAUGCGAUGUGAAAGAACCAUGUCUUGAUGACUACGAAGAUGGAAUAACGGAAAAGACAGCAAGCAUACUAGCCGCAACAGAUGGUGAUGAUGCUCGGUCAUGGACCUGGCAGACGAUAUGGUGUCUGUUGUUCCCAGGUGACCCCGAAAUACCAGACGCAGCCCACCUUUGCAGCAACAAAGCCUCAUUCUUCGCAGAAUUUCACCCCGUGGCCGAGCUCGCCGAGGUAGAGCAGGCUUUUGAUGAGGGCCAAGGGAGUCUGAGAGAGGAGCUACGGGAGAAGCUCGAGCUGCUGCUGCCCGAACCUGUCGACCCAAGCUAUCUCGGUUUCCUCACCGGGCAGCUGGAACUCGUAUUUGAGACGCACCGGAUCGACGUCAUAAAACGGACCCUAGCCCGCUGUCGUCCAAAUGUGUUAAUAAGCGGAGAAGAGCUCUCUCGGACGCAGACGCAGCCAGCUGAGCAACCGAGCGUACCCAAGAAGCCGAGCCGCAGGUCCAGGCGGAGCACCGUGCUUCAGGCGCUCCAACGCAGCACUCACGCCCCGUACCGGAGAGACUCCUCGGCAGGCGGAACAACAACCAGGAAUAUUAAUAAUGAGAGUCACCAGCUCGGAGAGCAGUCCCUCCUCCGGAGUGCAGAGCACCACCCCUCUGCGAGGAAACCAUCGCCAUUAUUACACGCCAGAGGCUCCCUCUCCGCCGCCGGCCCGCGCGACUCGCGCGACUCCGGCAUCGGCUUGCCCUGCGACACAUGCUCGCUCGAACCCGGCGGCGAAGACGGCGGCUUCUCGCCCGAGUCGUUCAAGCAGAGGCUGCUGCGGCAGCAGCUGAUGGGUGCUUGA